GUUGAAACGUCACCCAUAGAUUUCAGUGCAAUUUUUUAACCAAUCACCGAGCUCGGUUCAAAAUUUAUUCUGUCUAGCGUCGUUGAGUUGCGCUUGGCUUCGUUCUGUAGCGUGUGCGUGUAUCUUGCGCGUGUUGUGUUGUUUUGUUAUGAAUCGAGAUUGUUGUUUAUCAAGACAGUUAACAAUUAGCUAGGUGAUUCGACGAGUGCGGAAAAGCAACGAAAAGUGAUAUUUAUGAUAUGUUGAUAUUCUCACAGUGAGCAUGUCUACUAGAAGCGGUCGUUUAAGAGCUAGUGUAAUAGAAUCUAGUCCACCCAAGACUCGAAAAGGUGUUUCACCUCCGCGUUCUCCUGCCAGAACGCGUAAAACGUCCCCGACGCCUAAAAGUUCUCCAGCAACAAAAAAUUCACCUUCAGCACGGCCUUCCCGUAAAUCACCUUCACGGAAAUCACCCAGUCGAAAACCGACGUCCAAGUUUCCCGCGCGUAAGUCUCCCUCAAGAGCAACUAAAGAAACCGGUGAUAAUGCUACUCAGAAGUCUCCAGCGAAGCGUCCAUCGAUCAAAUCGGAUGUGUCGGUCAAAUUGGAAGAUCUGUCUUCUAAACUGGAGAUAUAUCGAAGCACACGCACUAAGAGAUUCGAGUAUUCCAUCAAGGAUGUUACAAGUACUACAGAUAAUGAUUUGACAUCGUUUGAUAAAGUGAAUGGUAUAGAUUCUAAUUAUGCUUAUGGCCUAAAAAACCGUAAGUCAGUUGAAGGCAUCCCACCACGAAGAUCUAGUAGACUGAGAGACUUUAUUGAAAGUGUGCCUGAUAUAAGACGCAGUAUGAGCAAAUCCCUGAGUAAAUCUGUGAGUAAAUCCAUCAGUCAGUCUGUUGAUGCAUUCUCAGAUGAGGAAAACUCAGCUGAUAAACUUAUGGUUAAAAACUCGAAACCAGUCACAAGAAAAUUAGCAACACCUUUAAGGAUGUCAGAGAGCAGACUCGUACUUAGUGGCAGUAAGUGGGAAUUUGGAGGAAGGAUUGGAACAGCAUUACUAAUUUUACUGAUACCUUUGACAGUAUUUUUCAUCUUACUAUCAUGUAGUACAAAAUCAUGCUUUCCCCAAGUGCCUCUAAAUCUAGCCGUACUAGGAUCUCUUGGAACUUGGUUUUGUCCAUACGCAUUAUUCAUGAUCAUCAGUCAGUAUGUUCUGCAGGCUGUGUUGGCUGUCACUCCUAUUUGUGGAAAGAAAGCUGAUAGACUGGAUGACAGCAGUACUAAGUUCUGUUUUAAUGCAACUUUUGCAAGUUUUAUUGCAGUCACUGUUACUUUUUUGGUAGAUUUUUAUAAAUUAUUGGAUGUAGAAACACUGCUGACUGAUUAUGUAAGAUUGGCUUCAAUGUCAUACCUUUUUGCUCUUUUGUUGAGCAUUAUUCUGUAUGUGAAAAGCAGGAAAGUUGACAACGCUGAAUUGAAUUUCUAUGGGAAUACUGGAUAUACAUUAUAUGACUUUUUCAUGGGCAGAGAGACACAUCCCUUUAUAAAAAAGUUGGAUAUUAAAGUUUGGAUAUCAAGAAUUUCUAAUAUCAAUGUUCUAAUAUUAUCAGCAUUUAUCUUUAAACGAGGCCUCCAACUACAAGCAUUAAAAGCAGAUGAUUUAUCACUUAAUGGACUUAAUGAUUUACCAACCAAACUGCACAUACAACCAACAAUUCUUUUGUUUUCUACUUUCCAAUUGACAUACAUACUGAAUUUCAUAUUGAAGGAACAUAAAGUCACCACAACAUUUUUCUGGCAAUCAGAAGGUGUUGGGUAUCUUCAAACAGUAUCCAGUGCUUUGUACCCAUUCUACUUCACAACAAUAUCUAAGUUUGUGGCAGAUUCUCAAUUGGUAUUAUCAACUAACAUUUUAAUUUCUGCUUCUGUACUGUAUGCGCUGGGAUUCUUCAUAAUGCUUAUUAGUAAUAAUGUUAAACAUGAAUUCAGAAACAAUCCACUUCACCCAAGUGUGACAAGUAAGUUGUAUUUUCCAUCUAUUCAUCACAUUUUAAAUCCUCAUGAAUAAUUAAUAUGCUUUGGGGCACUAUGCUAUCAAUAUAUAUCACCAAUAUUAGUAUAACUUUUAGUUUUCCUUUUACUGUUACUAACAUUAUUUUAAAAAUAUUUUUUUAAAGGCAAAUUGAACUUUUCACAGGUCAUAAAUAGGCAUAAGAUUGACUUUUUUUUGUUUUUAGAUAUUGACUCAAUGCCAACAUUUCAUGGGAAGAAGUUAUUGGUGGGGAGUGUGUGGGGUAUGCUGCGCCAUCCAAACUACACAGGUGAUAUCUUGAUGCAUAUUGCAAUGGCUUUACCAGGGCUCGUCUCUCAGCACUAUAUUGCUGCAAUUCCAGCACUUCUAACCAUACUAGUGCUGGUUCAUAGAGCAUGGAGGGACCAUGCUAGGUGCAACAGACGCUAUGGGGCUGCGUGGAAUAGAUACUGCAAAAGAGUACCUUCAAUAAUCAUACCAAAGGUCCUUUAACCUGCAAUGAUUUUAAUUGGAUUAAUUAGCUCUACAUAUUUUUAGAUAUUGGGCUUUACAUACAUUGAGGAUAUACUAGAUUAUUAGUGUGCAUUUGGAAUAUUAUCAUUAAGUUACAUAAAUGAAGUAUUUUUUUUACAAACAAUCUGUACUGAAAAGUGUAAAUAGAGUAUAAAACAAAUUAAUACUUGUGGGAUGGUGCAACCUGUAAGCAUUUUUUGUGUUUUCAAAAUGUACAUAUCAAUGAAUGAAAUAAUAUUCACCAUUUAGUAUUGCAGAGGUAUUGUGAAAUAUAAUUAAGAAGAUCUCGAAUAGUAGUAAUUUGAUCUUUGUUGAAUCUUGCAUAGUAUAUUAUGUAAUUAAGUAGUUAAUAUACACAUAUUUUUGAGAUUAAUGUUAAUGAAAUUGCCAUAUGAACCACCGGUUUUUUCGAAUUCUAAAUUAGCUCUCUAUAAAUUUUUGUAAAGAAAUGAUUUAUGUAGUUUAGUAAUUACUUUUUUAGAACCAAAUCUAGUAAUCCUCUUACUACUUGUGUAGUUAAUAAUUUUAUUCUUUGACAUGAAACAGAAAUAAUGAUAGUAACUUUUACUUGUUUUUUAUGCAAUGAAGUUCUUAUUUAAUUUAUGUAAUACCUGAACAAAGUAUCUUCAUAUUUGUAAUUAUGUUUGUCUUAGUAAAAAGGAAGAUUUUUUAUGUAGUUCUUAGUGUUUAUAGAUAUUUUAUAACAUGACAUACUUAUUAUUUUUACUUAAUUAUUUCAUAUUGGUAUAUUAUUAUAAUAAUGCGUGUGCCUCAUGAUAUUUAAGCUUCAAAAGCAUGUUUUAAUUUGAAAAUAGUUGGGAAUAUUUUCCUUAACUUUUCUAUGACAUUAAGGAUUUUGCUCAAUUUUUUUGAUCUGUCUGGUUGUAUUAAUAGGUUAUUAUAGGGAGACAAAUCCGCCUUUUGAUCACAAUAUUGUAAUUCUACCUACUAAAAUAUGCAUAGACUUGCCACUUGUUAGUUUAAAUACAUAAAAUGAGCACACUAAUAUUUUCUUAUACAUAAUGAAUUCAUAAAGCACAUUAUUUAAAUGUCAGGUAUAAUUUUUAUUUUUAAGUGUGUCACAAAUUUUUAUUUAAUAAAUUUUUAGUACAAUAUGAAUUUCUAAUAUUUAUUUUUAUUUAAACUAAUACUGCGCUAGGUAC
Messenger RNA from Chilo suppressalis (striped riceborer), 3687 nucleotides. NCBI's taxonomy places the organism in Eukaryota, Metazoa, Arthropoda, Insecta, Lepidoptera, Crambidae. The record is from the annotation of a GenBank genome assembly.